Messenger RNA from Bufo gargarizans (Asiatic toad), 2460 nucleotides. RefSeq names its product extracellular calcium-sensing receptor-like. The coding region runs from base 1 to 2460 and encodes 819 amino acids. Gene Ontology annotation, cellular component: membrane. NCBI's taxonomy places the organism in Eukaryota, Metazoa, Chordata, Amphibia, Anura, Bufonidae. The transcript is spliced from 6 exons. Gene Ontology annotation, molecular function: G protein-coupled receptor activity. Gene Ontology annotation, biological process: G protein-coupled receptor signaling pathway. The record is from RefSeq and is a predicted model, not a curated record.
AUGAUAGGAGUACUAGUGACUGUUAACACUGACAAGAUCUACCAAAAAUUUACAUUUAAUGUGAAACCACCCAAGACUACCUGCAGAGUGUUUCUUCUUGAAUCAUAUCAAAUGCUUCAGACCUUGAUGUUCACCAUUGAGGAGGUCAACAGUGAUCCCUAUCUUCUGUCAAACAUUACGUUAGGAUAUCAGAUGUAUGACACGUGUAACAUACCUCACUAUGAAUUGCAAGGAGCUUUACAGUUUCUGACUGACGCUAGUACGACGUUCACUAACAACCAGUGCCAUUCUAGAUCAUCCUUCGCAGCUACUAUUGGAUCUGAAGUUUCAACCAACUCAAUUAUCUUGGCUCAUUUCUUGGGAACCUUCAAAUUUCCACAGGUCAGUCAAUUAUCAAGUCUCUCUCUCCUGAGUAAUAGGAAACUAUUUCCAUCCUUCUUCAGGGUUGUUGCAAGCGAUAAAUUGCAAUCCGUUGGACUGGCUCAGUUUGUUGUGAGUUUUGGUUGGACUUGGAUUGGUCUUGUUGCGAGUGACAGUGAUUAUGGUCUUCAGGGAAUUUACCCAAUUAGACAAGAGUUGAUCAAGGCUGGAGCAUGUAUUGCUUUUAUGGAAUAUAUUCGUAUAAGUCUACCAGAUCGCAAUGCUCCACGAAUAGUGCAGACCAUCAAAGAGUCUACAGCUAUGGUUGUCAUUGUGUUUGCUAAUGAAGUUGAUGUUGUUCCUAUUGCAAAUGAGAUGCUGAAACAAAAUGUCAAGGGAAAAAUUGUGAUUGGCAAUGCUGGUUGGAUCAGGUCACUUAUAUUGACAACAAGUAAUUAUUUCCAGGUUUUAAAGGGCACACUUGGCUUAGGUAGUGAUGAUACUCUUAUUCCAGGAUUAAAGCAGUUCCUGAAGAAUACUCAUCCACUAUCAUCUGGAGGACCAAACUGGGUGAAGCAAUACUGGGAAAAACUUUUUAACUGCACAUUUUCAUACAGUGACAAUGUUUUAAGUUCCGUAAAGAGAAACUGCACUGGAAAAGAACAGAUAGAUGAAAUAAUUGACAGUUUUAUGUUCAACAACAGCCUAAAAUAUACUAGGUUUAUGUAUGCUGCUAUAUAUACCUUGGCUAAAGCUUUAGAUGACAUGAAAAUCUGCAAGCCUGGAGAGGGACCAUUUUCUGGUGGGACUUGUGCAAACAUUUGGAACUUCAAACCAUGGCAGCUCACCUAUUAUAUAAGAAAAAUAAGAAUAAUGUUGAACAUUGGGAAAGAGAUCUACUUCGAUGAGAAUGGUGAUUUACCUACGGUCUAUCGAGUUGUGAACUGGCAAAUGAAUCCGGAUGGGACCGUGGUACAAGUUAAGAUUGGCUCCUUUACUACUUCGGAUAAAGCUAUGACCUUUAACUCAAGUCUGAUCGUAUGGCCUACUGGAGAACAACAGGUUCCACGUUCUGUCUGUAGUGAGAGCUGUCACCUGGGAUUCAGGAAAUCAGCCAUCCAAGGCCGACCUUCCUGCUGCUUUGAAUGUGUUCCCUGCCUACAAGGAGAGAUCUCCAAUCAGACAGAUUCUUUUAUCUGUUUCAGAUGUCCAUGGGACCAAUGGCCAAAUCAAGAAAAAUCCAGCUGCAUCAUGAAACCGUUUGAGUUCCUGUCAUAUGAGGAAGCAUUAGGAGCCACCUUAGCUGCAUUCAGCUUGAUCUCUUCCAUUGUCCCUCUUCUUAUUUUGAGACUUUUUAUAAAGCAUAGAAAAACCCCUAUUGUAAAAGCCAGCAAUUAUUCCCUGAGUUGCCUUCUGUUGGUCUCCCUUUGUCUCUGCUUCCUCUGCUCCUUAGGAUUUAUUGGUUAUCCAGAACACAAGAAAUGCCUCCUACGUCAGGUAUCCUUUGGUCUGGUUUUCUCUCUUUGUGUUGGAUGCAUUUUAGCCAAGACAAUCAUGGUGGUUUUUGCUUUUAUGGCCACUAGACCAGGAAGCAGUCUACGGAAAUGGACCACAUUCAGAGUUUCUUACUCUAUUAUUGUCCUCUUUUGUAUGUUACAGUUCAUCCUAUGUGUUGCUUGGCUGUCCAUUGCUCCUCCCUAUGGACAGUAUAACACCAAUAUUAAACCUGAACUCAUCAUCAUUGAUUGCAAUGAGGGAUCAUCCAUUGCCUUCUGGACCAUGUUGGGUUAUCUCUUUCUUCUGGCCACCAUUAGUUUCAUUGUAGCCUUCCUGGCUCGGAGGCUUCCCGACAGCUUUAAUGAAGCCCAGUUCAUUACCUUCAGCAUGUUGGCCUUCCUUAGUGUCUGGGUGUCUUAUAUCCCAGCCUCCCUCAGUGCUCAGGGCAAGUACACCGUAGCUAUGGAGAUCUUUGCGAUCUUAGCAUCCAGUUGGGCUUUGGUUAUAUGCAUGUUUCUUCCUAAAUGUUUUUUCAUACUAUUCCGACCCGAGACAAACUCCAAGGGAAAUAUCAUGGGGAAAAACAAAGAUAUCACUCUAUAG